Molecule: messenger RNA, 2659 nt
Organism: Solenopsis invicta (red fire ant)
Lineage: Eukaryota; Metazoa; Arthropoda; Insecta; Hymenoptera; Formicidae
Product: neuropeptide CCHamide-1 receptor
Exons: 7
Coding region: 335-1726 (463 amino acids)
Biological process (GO): G protein-coupled receptor signaling pathway
Cellular component (GO): membrane
Molecular function (GO): G protein-coupled peptide receptor activity
Source: RefSeq, a predicted model, not a curated record
AUAUCAAGGCGCAUCGUCUUAUCUCCUCUUCUGUUCUUUGCAAUAGUGUACCAGUGCAUAAGUGUUUUACGUUCUAGUUUUUCGAUUGUACGGGUUUUCAGAUUUAGAUUUCGAGAUUUGAUUCUUCGUGAUUGAUUACCUAUACGUUGAACCACUAUUGGAAACAGACAAAAAUAAAAUCGGACGGACGUGAAGGCAAACAAUGCGUAGGUACAUGUAACUUUCAUUGGCGUUGGAGGCUCUGUAAUUUGGAUAACGGAAGAGAAAAAAGAUCAAAAUGCAAAGAGAGUCACAUUCUCAUUAAAAGGCAAAGAAGCGUUCGAAUCGGAACGGAAUGGCUAUAUCGUGGCCAUACGCGACAAGUGCCUCACCAUCCUCCUCCAUUACGAUAUUGAUGAUGACAACACGAUUAACGCCGUUGGCACUAACGACAAAUUACACGGAAGUCAGUGACAUUGUUGCCAAUACGACAGAUAUCUAUGACAAGGAGGAGGAAUAUACGCCGUAUAGCGAGCGACCAGAAACGUAUAUCGUACCAAUCGUUUUUCUUUUGAUCCUACUAAUCGGCCUCACUGGAAAUGGCGUACUCGCUCUUACAAUCCUGCGACAUACAAAUAUGAGAAACGUACCUAAUACGUAUGUCCUCUCGCUGGCACUUGGGGAUUUACUGGUGAUACUAACAUGCGUCCCGUUUACCUUUACUGUCUACAUUUUGGAUUCCUGGCCUUUCGGACUAUUGUUAUGCAAACUCUCCGAGUGUGCAAAGGAUAUAUCUGUCGGAGUUUCCGUUUUCACUUUAACUGCGCUAUCAGCAGAUAGAUUUUUCGCUAUCGUGGAUCCUAUGCGAAAAUUGCACGUCACAGGUAGUGGAAAACGUGCCACACGCUUCACUAUAAUUGUUGCGGUGCUGAUUUGGGUUUUGGCUGGAGUAUGCGCGGUCCCGGGAUCGUUUUCGUAUAUCAGAGUCUUCAAGGUUAACCGGAACGUAAGCUUCUGCGUGUGUUAUCCGUUUCCCGAGGAGUUUGGAACAAAUUAUCCAAAGGUGCUAUUAAUAUGCCGUUUCUUCAUGUAUUAUCUCAUACCACUCAGCAUCAUCGCUGUUUUCUACAUGUUGAUGGCCAGGCAUCUUAUGCGCAGUACAAAAAAUAUACCCGGCGAAAUGCAAGGCCAGGUAAAGCAAGUACAAGCUCGUAAAAAGGUAGCAAAGAUGGUAAUGGCUUUCGUCAUUGUGUUUGCUGUUUGUUUCUUUCCACAACACGUUUUCAUGUUAUGGUUUUAUCUUCAUCCAACUGCGGAAAAAGAUUAUAAUGCCUUUUGGCAUUACUUUCGCAUCUUGGGUUUCUGUCUUGCUUAUACCAACAGCUGCAUCAACCCAAUCGCUCUCUAUUGCGUUAGUGGUACCUUCAGAAAAUACUUUGACAGAUAUUUGUUUUGUUGCGUGAAGAAGAAGCGGAGGCGACAUCGACGAUCAUCAGACCUAAGUUCGCGCGGGCGUGGACAAAGCUUUUCACUUGUUAGUUCGAGGAAAUACUUGGGCGAUUCUCGUCGAGAGCAACGAAGUGUGAUGCGUCUCUCGAUUAUGGCAGGCGAUAUACGAUCUACGACUCCCAUUAAAGAGCAAGAAACUACUAUCACUUUAUCGGCGUAUCCUAAUGGCGUUGACGAAUCGUCAAAAAAUCAACGAAUCUCAACAGAACCAACAGUACGUGAUCGAUUAGUUACUUAAAAAAGAUAUCAACAUUAAAUGCAUUUAUAUUUCUCAUAUGCAUUUAUAUUGAUUCUUAUGUAACUUAAUAUUGAUUCAAUAAUUUACAUUUUAAUGAAACCUUCUCAUAAUUCAAACUUCAGAUUGUUGAGUCGCGAUGUAUUUAAUUAUGGCAUUUGAAGAAAAAGCAGUAUAAUAAUCUACAUACUGGACAUCCACCUGUUACAAAUAAUUAAAAUCAUUAACAUCUAAAUUAUUUUGAUAUCAUAUUAAAGUGGUAUGCUUAUUGUUCCUUGUCAUUAUUUAGGAUAAUGUUAUGCGAAUAAAUUUCUUUACAGUACUUAUGUUUAAUCAUAUAUAAUAGAAUCAUACUUACAUAUAAAACAUUAAUAUUAAAAUUAGCUUUAAUCAGAUAAUUAAUGAUAAACAAAGUAAAAUAAAUUAAUUUCGUAUGCUUCUAUGAAGAGUUCUAGUACCUCUUGUUCGACCAAUAAAUACUACAUUCCGCCAAAUAAGUACAGUAUUAGGAGUUAUAGCUUUGACAGAUUAAAGAAAUACGAUUUUAAGAGACAUUACGCAUGUAUACUGCUAUUUGCGUAGAAAAAUAAAUGCAUAGAAAAGUCAAAAUCGCUAUCAAAUAAUUUAAAUCAUUGUAAAGAUAGUAUAAUGAACAAAUAAAAAUAACUUAUCAACAAGUUUACAGAAAAACGCAAUGUUGAUCUCUAUUGUAUUAUAGGACAAAUAAAACAUUUCUGAUUUUACAGCCAAAUUAAAUUUGUAUGGAAUAUGUCUGCGUAAUUAAUUAUUGCAUAGUUAGUUUGUAUUUGUCUUAUGGUUUAAGAAUUAAUGUAAUUAUUUUUACAACAAUCACAAUACAAUUUGUUACGUGGUUUUUUGAAUAUGUUCGUAUAAUAAAAAAAAUUUGUUUUAUUUUAUUCAUUAUAAAAAAAAAAA